CCUUCCGUGGCGCCCUUCAUUGGCUGAGCAUUCUCCCCUCCCCUGCUGCCGUUCGGAAACAGCCGCUUCCUCUUUUAAUCCCCGCCUCAUAUUUCUUCACCUUAGCGCUAAUUGGUUACUGCCGCUGACAGCGCUCCCUCUCCAUCCGUCCACUCACUGGAUGCCGGCCUUCGUCCGUCUCGACACACCCUGUUUUCCCCUUUCGCCGAUUGGCGCUACUGCCCGGCCGCGCCUUUGGAACGCGACGGACCAAUCAGAAAGAAGAGGAGGCGGAGCCUGGGAGUCGCCGGCUGCAGGUGGGGGUCAUUCACUCGCAUCCAAGCAACGGCGCUGCCGGGUGAGGAUCUCGGGGAGUCCCUCCGCGUGCGCGGGCGGGGCGGGGCGAUGUGUGGAAUCCCUCUGGAGAGAGGAGAGGGAGACGACUCGGAAGGGCUGGACCGAUAGGCAAGGCUUCAUUUCACCCCGGGGCUCUCAUGAGCCCCGGAACCUGUUGACAGUGCUAGGCCACGGUUCUGAAAUCUACGGACAGAGUGCCUCUGAGUGUAAACAGAGUGCAUUUCCCACCUCUGCGUGGCUCUGAAUUGAGACUUGGGAAGGGGACUUUCAGGAUAAACAGCAUGGGUAUCUUGUCUCAGCCGCUGCAUAGAUUAUAGUAUAAUAGUUUAAACGUUGGUUAUUUAUAUAAUGAACGAAGGGCUGUCUUAGUAAUCCUUACACCAGUCCUUCAAGGUAGUCCAGUGUUGCAGAUGUUUUUAGAAGGGGAAGUCCUGGGAUGGGGAAAGAAUGAGGGGUAUUAUGGGUUUGAUCUUGUAGAAGGGAUUAUACACUCCAAAUAAUGUAAUAGGGAUUGUUUAGUAGGGAUGUAAUUGUUUAAUAGGGAUUGUGAUAUGCUCCUGUGCACAGUCUGGAUCAACUGCCAAGCCUGUUGUCAGUGCAUGUUUAUUCUGAUUCAGAGGUGGGAAACCUCAUGCUCAGGGGCCGAAUGUGGUCUUCUAGCCCUCCCAACCUCUCUGUCUGGCUCUCAGCACUCUCCCCAGCCACACUCCUUAUGGGCCCUGCUUUGCACACUCCUUGAAUGGUUUUGCCUGGCUGGAAUGUGUCCUAGAACUCUUUGCUUCCCUGAACGGAGGGUAGAGAGGGGUGUGUGAGUGUGUGUAGGAAGUAGCCUAAUGUUCAAAGGUUAUAUUGACACUUGUUGCCCCUCCCACUUUUGUGUUUGCCCCUGUCCAGCCCUGCAUGGGGCAUGUAGCCCCCAGAAGCUUGUCUAGAAGGGAAUGUGGCUGAAAAAAGGUUCCCUUCAACUGUUCUUAUUUGGCUAUACUCUGCUUCCAUGAUCAGAAGUGGUGAGAUCCUGAUAACCAGCUGCUAUAAACCACAGGAUGUGCUCAGGUCCUGCUUGCUGCCUUCUCAUAGGCAUACGGCUGGCCACUAUGAGAACAGGAUGAUGGCCAGAUCAUUGGUUCAACCCAGAAGGCUCUUUUUAUUUUCCUAAUUUGUAUUGAUAACCAGGAGAUGUAAUUGCAGUGUAUUGUUUCAAACUCACGGUUGUAAGGAUCUAUUUUGAAGGACUAAAGAAAUAUGAGAGUCAUGGGGAUGUAGUAGAUGGCUAUUGAACACACAGUGCAAUCCUAUGCAUAUUUGUUUGAAAUGAAACUCCACAGGGGCAGUCAGGAUAUUUUGGAUGGCAGCCGUAUUGCAGAGAGAUCUGAGUUCAUAAUCUCUGUGGGGUUUAGCAUAGCUUAACCGCACAGGGUUAUAAGGCAGCUGAAAUGUUGGUCCAAGUUGCUUGGAGGAAGAAAUAUCAGAAUUGUUGCAGUAUGAAGAUGGAAAACAAAGGAUAUAAGCUGCACCAUUCAUGCCUGACAUUUGAAGAGCAAUCUCCCUUAGAUCAGUUCUGCAAUCUACUCCCCGCUGCAGUCUUGCUGUAGUUAUAUGGUCAAGGCAGCAAUAAACCUGUCAUUGUGGUUGUGCCAGAGCGCUGAUUCAGGCUUUUUGGUCUUUUUCUUCCCUAUUUGGGGAAAUCUGAUGCAGCCACAUUGCAGUCCUCCAACUUGUUGAUUUUGACUAGUUUGAUGAUCUAAAGGAAACCUGUGAUUUGUGUCGGAGGCCUUGAUCACUUGAUGGCUGAAAUGUGUCUGUUGAAAUUGUCAGCUAUGCCCUACCAAUGGUUACUGUCCAGUGAUGACCAAGACUGGGUCAUUCUCCUUUAUCUCUUCCACAACUCCCCUGAAAGUGGCAUGGUAAUUGGCAUGUCUCUACCUGCCUCCCCUGACAUCAGACAUCCAUUGCCUCUUAUGUUUACUGCCCUUCUUAGCUCUCCAACUGCUGUGUUGCAUUCCACCUUCCAUGUUGACCUUUCAAAAUGUCUCUUCUUGGGUAGCUGGUGUUUGAAGUAUUCAGCUGUCUAAAUAUCACUGCUGCCAUCACCCUUUGCUUUUCAGCUCUUGAUCCAGAGCAUUCCACAUCUACAAUAGGAUGACCCGGGACGUGGGUCUAGAAGAUGAGCUUCCGGACUGGGCUGGAGCCAAAGAGUUCUACCAGAAAUAUGACCCUAAGGAUGUAAUUGGCAGGUGAGGAGUGGGUCAGGAAAGGGGGGUAAUCAUGGAUUGAAUAAUGUGCUUGGAUGGGGACCCAUUACACUACAAGUGGAUAAACUGUUUCCGUCCAUAUAUUGUUGGACUUCAGCUCCCAGCAGCCAGCAUGGCCAAUCAUAAGGGAUGAUGGGAAUUGUAGUCCAGAACAUCUGGAGGACUUAUGGCUUUCCAACCUCUGUCCUACAUUUCUUCUCCACCGUGGAGUCAAUAUUUUUUAGAAACUUGACGUCUCUCUUGCUGUUUGUUCAUCUCUGCUCCUCUGCAGGGGUGUCAGCAGCGUGGUCCGGCGCUGCAUACACAAGCAAACAGGCCAGGAGUAUGCAGUGAAGAUUAUUGAGGUUACUCCGGAACGCAUGACCCCACAGCAGCUCGAGGAAGUGCGCUUAUCGACAGGCAAAGAGAUUGAAAUCCUGCGCCAGGUCUCCGGACACCCCUACAUCAGUGAGUGACUACCCACCCAGCCCAGAAUCUCUGUAACCCAAAUGUGCAUCCCAAUAUUUGGGCCUCCUUCUGAAACCCUAGUAUUUUCUCAAAUGUAAUUUUAUAUUGUAUAGUUGCCCCCAAAUGAACCCUGCCCCCCCCCAGCAUCUAGGCCUUCCACCAUGUUGAUGAUCUCAACAUUCACAGCAACACCACCAUGUUGACAUCUGUGCCCAUCUCUACUUCCUUAAUCAUUGCGUGGUCUCAUCCUGCACACUCCUAAAUCAGGGGUGGGGAACCUGUGACACUCUGGAUGUUAUUGGGCUGCCAAUUCCAUCAUCCUUGACUGCUGGCUAUGCGGACUGGUAAUGAGAAUUGCGCUGCCCUUAAUUGUUGUCGGAAUGGAGGAAACCAUGUUUAGGGUUUGCAUUGGGGUGGGGAGCAGCAGAUUGCUGGGAGUGUGGCAUGUAGCAAAGUGGGAAGGGGGAGUUGAAAGGAGCAAAGGGAGGUCUGUUGGGGAGCGGCAACUUGGUCAAUUGACAGAAGAGCGAGAGCAAAAUAUACAUCAGGAAUCUUAGUUUGGUCAGAAUACAUUCCAGAGUUACCAGAGUCAUGGUAAAUGAGCCACCACAGCCGAUAGAGGGUCAUGAAAAUUUGUGUCCUGGGUUUUUUAGACUCGCCUAGCCAUGUACCAUCUGAAACCAAAGGGGCACAUUGGUUGCCAAAUGUGAUUUCCCCCCAGCUCUCCUACCCUACUGCUGAAAGGGAUGAAUACACCCCCCCACUGCCUACUUCAGCAGUGUCUAACCUGUGACUGCCUCCCUUAAGCUGGGGGACUCUAACUCUCAUAAUUUGUUACCACUGGCCAUGCUGGAGGGCAGUAGAUUCCCCCAUUCCUAAAGCUACACAGCACUGUUAGCACAAUAAGACUGUGGCCAUGCUCUCUUUCAUUGUAGCUGCCUGUCUCUAGGCACUGAGCUGGAGCUGUUUCCUGCCAUCUUACGUCGGUGAAGCAAUCAGCUCUCAAACUGUAUAAUCCAAUCCCCCUCUUUCCCCUCCUUCUCUCUCUCUCCCUCUCUAGUUACUCUGAUAGAUUCCUAUGAGUCAUCUGCCUUCAUGUUCCUGGUGUUUGACUUGUAAGUAACAAGCUAUUGAAAAGAGGAGCUGCUGACCCACCCUGUUCUCACCAAGAUGGGAAACGCCCUUGUAGCUGUCGUGGGUCUUGACCCUCCCAAGAGGGAUUAAAAGGAAAAAUAGAGAGACAUACUUUCCCACUGCAUGUUACAGGCCCUCUUCUUCCAAGAUGGCGAUCAGUCUGGUUUUGAGAAGUCAUGUGUGAAGCCACCCUCAGAGAGGCAGCUGGGUGGGAGGAAGAGCCAUAAUAGUUGUUGAAAAGGGAAGUUGACAGAGGCAGUGGAUUUCUGCUGCUAGGCUUCCAGGCCUUUGCGGGCUGAAGUGGUGUUGCUUUCAAACCCACAAUGCCUGUGUGCUUGCUGCUGUGCCUCUGAAAUUCCUCUUCAGUGUAGAUAAGUAGAGGUAUUUUAGUGAGACAUUGUGUGUAGGAAGGGGAGAGCCAGUGUGGUGUAGUGGUUAAGAGCGGUGGACUCGUAAUCUGGGGAACCGGGUUCGCGUCUCCGCUCCUCCACAUGCAGCUGCUGGGUGACCUUGGGCCAGUCACACUUCUCUGAAGUAUCUCAGCCUCACUCACCUCACAGAGCAUUUGUUGUGGGGGAGGAAGGGUAAGGAGAAUGUUAGCCGCUUUGAGACUCCUUUGGGUAGUGAUAAAGUGGGAUAUCAAAUCCAAACUCUUCUUCUUCUCCAUGCCACCCCCAUUGCAUGUGGAUUUACCCCGUCUCACAUUCCCCUGACAGGAUGAGACGCGGGGAGCUCUUUGACUACCUUACAGAGAAGGUGACCCUCAGCGAGAAGGAGACCAGGUAAUGUGCCGUCCCCUCUGCUGGAUCUGGGGAGGCAGAAGCUCUCUUGGCCCGGCUCCAGCUGCGAUGAUCUGAUAAGUGGCGGCUCCUUCAGCUUGUGUCUCUCUUCUUUCAGGUGUAUCAUGCGAGCCCUCUUGGACGCCGUGAGCUACCUUCACGCCAAUAAUAUCAUCCAUCGAGAUCUCAAGCCCGAGAAUAUCCUCAUGGAUGACCAGCUGAACAUCAAACUCUCGGAUUUUGGCUUUUCCUGCCACUUGAAGCCAGGCGAGAAGCUGCGAGGUGGGCAUGGGCCAGUCUGAGUACAGGUCUCUGUAGGGCAGACCAGCUCAGUGAUAGCUCAGUCAGUAGAGCAUGAGAUUUUUAAUCCCUAGGUCAUGGGUUCAAGCCCCUCGUUGGGCAAAAUAUUCCUGCACUGCAGGGGGUUGGACUAGAUGACUCUUGUGGCCCCUUCCAACACUACAGAUUCCGUGAUUCUGCUGUGAGCAGGGUGGCUGGUCUGACUUACGCAGCUCCUGCUAGCAGUGACUCCUGAUUUGAGAUUCUUGGGCACCAAACCUUAUGCAUCUCUGUAAUUUCCAACUCCUUCCUCUUAGAGCUGUGUGGGACCCCUGGCUACCUGGCCCCAGAGAUCCUGAAAUGCUCCAUGGACGAGACCCACCCUGGUUAUGGAAAGGAAGUGGACCUGUAAGUGACAGCUAGCUAACACCUGUUCCCCUUGGCGGAGGCAUAGUUUCUUGGGAAGGAGGGGUGGAGGAAGUUCCAUGACAAGAGCCAAAGCUCAGCUGGGUCUUUAUACCUGUUUUGAGAGAGAGGUGUCUGCUCCCUGUUCUUUUGCCCGAGCAAAUCGGAGGGGAGGAAUCAGUUGUUCUCUCCCCAUGUUCUGUCCCUCUGUCCCCUUGUUACUCACCACACAGUCACUAUUUGAAAAUAGCUUGGAACUCUACCAUCAUAUUCUAUAGUUGGCAGAACAGCUACACCCAUUGACAAGAUUUUGCAUGCGCUUACAUACUUGAGUCAAAAUAUGGACUGGGUUUUGUGUUGUUGCUGUUUUGAAGAGGAACAAUAUUUUGACUGUUUCCCAUGGAUGAAGCAUGGUAGUAAUAAAUAAAUAAAUAAAUAAAUAAAUAAAUAAAUAUUUCAAGAUUCCAAAAAUUGUAUAGGGUGCUUCCUCGGCCAAUAUUCCUUAGUCUUUCUGCUUUGCUGUUCUCCAAUUUUGGUGUUUGGGAAAAGGGUGCAGGAAAUAAAGCUCUCUCCUCCUUUCCCUGAAGUUGGGCCUGUGGAGUCAUCUUUUUCACCCUCUUGGCUGGCUCUCCUCCUUUCUGGCACCGUAAGCAGAUGCUGAUGCUUCGGAUGAUCAUGGAAGGGCGAUACCAGUUUGGCUCACCUGAGUGGGAUGACCGGUCCGACACAGUCAAAGAUCUGGUAAGAUGGUGAAAAUCCCAUCUCUUGUAACACAACUCAAGCUACAUGUACAUUCAACAUCUCCUUUUAGGAAACAUCUGUGCCCAGAAAAAAAAGAGUUCUGCAAUGUGGUAUUGUGAAGGAUCUUACCGGCUGGGCCCAACUGGGAUUUGCCUUCCCACCAAUUCCUUAUUAAAUCCUAAAGGAUCCCUGUCUCAUGCAGUUUAUAUACAGUGUACCUACUUUUUACUUCAUAGCUGCCACUAUUUAAUUCCAGCUGGUUGCUUUAACCUUUUACUACAUGGAGUAGCGGAUUAGAGGCAUUGAACAAAUGGAGCUGGAGGCUUGUGUUAAACAAAUAGGCAUUAAAGCUUAUUUAAUAUAAAAUCAUAGCUUUAAUGCAGGUAUUUAUUUAAUAACAUAGUUUGAUGAUUGCUAAAAUAUGUUACUUGUACUUUAAGUCUGGUGUUGGCUCAAAAGAGGUUGCUACAUAAUUGUCCUAGUUCUCAUCGCUAUGUCGACCUGAUAGCCAGAUCUCCAUUUAUCCGCUGCUCUGGUCAGGGUAUUACUGAAAGAGCACAAGGUAGUUAAGGGUGUCUCAACUGUUAGUCAGACUGAACUCCCAUCUCUUGAGACUCCUGCUCACCCCGAUUGGCUUGAUUCAGUUUUCUUCAGAAAUCUCUCUUCUGGUCUGGUGCUUGAAGACUCAGCCAUGAUGGUGCUGCCUCUGAAGUCUUUCUCCUUCCUGAGGUCCACUGUCAGCUGCUGGCAACUCUGGUCAGACACCAUCCUGAAAAACACCUCUUCUGGCUGGCCUCCCUCAGCCCGUCUCCGUGGUUCUAAGCUCACCUUCCGACUCUCUGGUCUCCUGACCAACUGCACCCAAAGAAUGCUGUGUCUGCCCUUAUAUUUACUCCCUCUGGCCAAUCAUUGGGUUCUUUCUGGAGUUCCGAGUCCUCAUUGGACCAAUCAUUCGAACGGAAUGUCCACGAAAGGACCUAUCGCCAUUUGACUUUUUCAAUUCACUUGACCCUAAUAAAAGGUAGAGUCCACAGCUAACUGCCAUUAACUGUAAACCUAGCUAGUAUGGAGCCAAAUCUGGUAUUUUGAAACUAGCUCCUUCCUGGCAAGACUGCCAGCUGAACCCACAUACAUUAUAUAUUUUCUGACUUCAGCCAGAAGCAAAAUGCUGGGUUUCCCUGCUUCUUCACACAAUUAACCAUUUUUAUAUCAAAUACUUUUAUUGUAACAACCUUCUUACAUUUAAUCUCUGCUUUUAAAAAAUCCAGUAUCUUUACACCUGUGUUACACAAUUCAAGCCUCUUUGUAUAUUUUACACUAUUCUGUUUUUGCUUGUUAUGGGGAGGACCAAAGAGUAACACAGGGAUCCCUGCCCUUUACCUCAUAAAAUCCUAUUUGUUUCCCAGUUCAAGCGUCACAUAUUUCAGCAGCUUCUAUAGUUUCAAAAUGUAACUUCUAGACCUUGAGAACUAAAAACUUGUUUUUCCCUUUAGAAAGAGAACCAACAUUCUCAGGAUUAAUCAUUCUUUUUCUGCUUUUCUCAGCUUUAAGAUUCAUGUCUUGAAUUGUGGCGACAGUGGGAUAGAAGAGAUCCCAGCGAUUGUUGCCCAUGAUAAUAGAUGAUCGCCUGAGGCUUCCAGUACUUUCACCUCUGCCCUAAUUGGCAGGUUUAAAAAACAAGAUUCCAUUGUAAGAACGAAGGCCCUGAUUGGCAGCUAGUGACAUGAAGUGUUUGGCAAAGUAGACUGACAGAGGGAGCUGGAGAAGUGAGAGUUUGUGGAAAAACUCACAACUAAGUGAUAAAGUAUUGGUUAGAGAAUAUCAGAGUAGGACCGGAGGAGAUCCUGGUUCAAAUCUCCAUUUAGCCACGAAACUCAUUGGAAGACUUUGACCCUAUCUCCCAGCCUAACUUAGCUUGCAGUGUGAGAACCGUUCAUGCUGUAUUGAGCUUCUUGCAGGAAGGGUGGGAUGAAAACAGAUUAUUAUUAUUAUUAUUAUUAUUAUUUGCCCCUGAAUUGCUCAGCCUUCUAUAUUGGGCGCCAGAUAUAUGCCCCUCUCCCCCAAAUGUCUCUUGCCCAACUCUGUGUGUGUGUUUGGCAGAUCUCACGACUGCUGCAGGUGGAUCCAGAAGAACGGUUGACAGCUCAGCAGGCCCUGCAGCACCCCUUCUUCCAGCAGUACGGUGGCCGUAAACGCCGGCUCUUCAAUCCGCACCAUGCAUUCAGGGCAAGUCUCUUGAUCCUCUUGCCAUGCAAAUGUUUCCCACACAGGAGGAAACAUUUAUUCUAAGGUGGUUCCUGCUGCAACACGUGCAAGCGUUUUCUAAAAGCAAUGUGUUCGUUUUUUCCUUCAUACCAUCCCCCCCCCUCAUGUAAUCAGUGAAUUGACCAAAACCAGUAUGAUGGAUCAAUUAGGGCUUCUUAGUCAGUUUGUGUGCAUCCCCCUUCCCAAUCUGAUCAUCUCCUUUCAACGCUGGUGCUUUAUAGCUUUCUAGUAAUGCGCCUGAAACUUUGUGGAUCUUUCCACUUGUUUCUUCCGUAGUCCUUUGUCACUGAUUCAUGGAGGGUGUCUAUCAGUAAGUAGUGGUCAUGAUUGCUUUAUGAUAUGGGAUCAGAGGUAGCAGUAUGCCUCUCAAUACUACUUGCUGAGGAGCAGAAGUAGGAGAGAGGGCUGUUGCAUUUAUGUUCCAUUUGUUGACUUCCCAGAAGCACCCGGGAAGCCACACUGGAGAAGUGGUUGAUUUGCUACCAGGCCAGGUUCACGGUCCUUGUGUUAAUUCACAAAGCCCUAAACAACUUGGGUGCAAAAUACGUUCAGGAUGGUCUCAUGCAUUAAACUCCCCCUUGAUCACGGAGAUCCUCUUUAACAGUGUUUUCCAAACAUUUCAUGUUGGUGAUACACUUUUAAGAUAUGCAUCAUGUUGUGACAGUAAUUCAGUUUUACUAGCAAACUGGAGGUUAAACUAAGCCCAUUCCAGCCCCGGGAGGAGUGUGGGGAGCGUUUGUGUGACUCACCUACACACUGCAGCUGACAAACCAACGUGUCAUGACUCGCGACACACAGUUUGGAAAGCUCUGCUCAAACAGGACACCUCUGGAGGUUGCCCAGGCCCCUGAGUUUCAUUUGGCCUUCACUAGAGGCUGUGCCUUUAGGCCCUGCCCUGCUGAACUCCUUAUCCGGAAGAGGUUUGGCAGGAAAAUGCCUUAUUUCAGUCUGCUGAAAACUACUGUUUAGACCACUCUUCACAAUAGGAACUUUUUUUUUUAACCAACCAGUAUCUACUGAUGUUUUACUGAUAUGUCUACACUGAUUUUAUUAUACUCUGUCCAUUGUAAGCCACCUUGAUAUACUUUAUGAAAGUGUGGAUUACAAUCAUUUAAAUAAAUGAAUUGAUAAAUAAGAAUGCUGGACCAGGUGGGUCUUAGUCUGGCGCAGCAAGUGCUGAUGUUCUCUCCUGCUAACCUUCUAGGUCUCACUUCCCAUAUUGACACUAUUCCUGUCUCUUUCCCGCGAUAGGUUCUUGCAUGGACUGUGCGGGCCUCUAUCCGCAUCGUCUCCAACUACCGGCGGGUACGGCCGGUCACCAAGGAGAUGCUCAUGUGCGACCCCUAUGCGCUCAAGGGGGUGCGCAAGCUGAUUGACGCGUGCGCCUUCCGCAUCUAUGGGCACUGGGUCAAGAAAGGUGAGCAGCAGAACCGGGCCGCCCUCUUUGAAAACGUCCCCAAGGCCAUCCAGCUUGUCUUGCUCAGCACAGAGGGGGAGGAAGCCCCUGCGUCUGCGGUGGAUGACCCUCCCAACUAAACACCCGGUUGCUGCUCCCUGUGCAACUGUGGAAUCACUGGGUCCCUGAACGAAGAAAGGAGGCAGGAGCCACUUCAAGAACUGUCCCACCACCUUCCAUCUCUUCUUGGGGGAACGGCAAGUACCUCCUGUGGGGAGGUAUCCUCAUCCUUGCAUGCGAAGGGGGGUCCAAUUUCCUGGGGAACAAGGACUUCUUUGCCUUCUGGAAAGAAUUCCUGAGUUUGUGGCUGUCAGAAACUAAGGGUCCCCUAACAUACCUGGGAAGGGCCCUGAGAUCUGUGUAGGGCAAGAAUACAGAGCAUCUGAAUUGUUAGAUGUGUAUGGAUUAGGGAGGCUUAUCUGUGUUGCCAGAAGAAGGACUUUUUGUCCUUGCAUCUCUUCCCACAGUAAGAGGACCUGCUACCUCUUGCCCCUCAAAGCAGCCAACUUCACCAUUGCUGAGGGAUCAAUCCUUGCCUAUAGCCAGUAUGGGUGGUCCAGGGAGGAAGGGGGUGGAUUGGGAUUGGAAAUUGCAGAGUUCCCUUUCCCUGCUAGCAGGAAUUGGGCCCGACCCUUCUCUGUAGAUUAUAUUGUAUUUUAUUUUCCACCUGGUUGUGCCAUCUUUCCACAUCCAUGAUGUCACAAUUAGAAUAAAAUGGAAUGUGACCAAAACUGA
This is a messenger RNA of Podarcis lilfordi (Lilford's wall lizard), 10829 nucleotides long. The record is from the annotation of a GenBank genome assembly. NCBI's taxonomy places the organism in Eukaryota, Metazoa, Chordata, Lepidosauria, Squamata, Lacertidae.